Molecule: messenger RNA, 1944 nt
Organism: Anopheles merus
Lineage: Eukaryota; Metazoa; Arthropoda; Insecta; Diptera; Culicidae
Exons: 2
Coding region: 328-1809 (493 amino acids)
Source: RefSeq, a predicted model, not a curated record
GAGUGUUACCUAUCGCCCCGCAAAAAAGUGACAUUUUUCAGUGGCAGCAGUUCGUGUGAUACCGUAGUAUCAACAAGUGGUUAAAAGCUCAUCUUGUUGAAAAAAGGAGCCAUUAUCUACGAACCGAGAAGUACCGCAACAUUAUCGGGUCAACGCCACGACUGAAUGACUUCCACCGUAAGAGGACAGGAGCAGCAGUCGUCAUAAGAAUUUCAGAAACAUCGCCGUAAGAGGAUAGAUACUGAUUUUCUUCGCAGAGAAUUCCAGACCAUCACCGUAAGAGGCACGAGGCGGAAUUUUCAUUAUCAUUUUGAGGUAUCCCCUAAAAUGAAACUUAUACUCGCCAUUUGCGUGUCAUUUACAAUUGUUUAUGCUAACAUAGGAAUACAUGAUAUAACUAACAACCCCUUAGCAGUAAUUCCAUUAGGUCAAGCACGAGUCAAGACAGGAAACAUAAGAAUCAUACACCCAAUCAAGAUAGAUCUUUUAGAACAAGUUCUCAUUAACAAUGAGGCAGAAUUAAAAUACCAUGUGAACGAUAAUCCUCUUUACAAUAUUAUAAAAUUAAAGGUUAAUAAAUUGCAUGAAACAUUUAACAAGAUUAGGCCACAUACGAACAGAGAACGACGAUGGGAUACUAUUGGCACCAUAUGGAAGUGGAUCGCAGGAACACCUGAUGCUGAAGAUUUACGUGUUAUAAACUCCACUAUUAACUCCUUGAUUGAACAAAAUAAUCAACAAGUACUGAUUAACGACGAAAUUGAUAAACGCUUGUAUGAUAUAACCAGAAUUGCAAACAGCGUACUCCAACUGGAAGAAGAAAGAUUUCAUCAAAGAUCGAAUGAAAUUAUCCAACUAAUUAUCAUCUCAAAUCUCGAUACUCUGCAAAACUAUUUAGAAACACUGGAAGAUGCUAUUUUACUAGCAAAACAUGGAAUACCCAGCAGCAAACUAUUAUCUCUUGACGACCUGAACCAAAUGGUUAAGUUUUUAGCUGAGCACAACAUACAUGUAUCAUCAACCGAAGAAAUGUUGAUAAGAUCCACAGCUCAGGUAACAAUGAACAAAACACAUAUCAUAUAUAUGUUGAAAUACCCAUUUGAAUCCAAACAUACUUUUGAAUACAAUUAUAUUGAUUCAAUUAUAAAAACUGACAAAAGAAUUCUCUUGCAUCACAACUAUAUACUGAAGAACAACACUCAUGUAUUUGAAUCGUCACAGCCCUGCGAACAAAUAGAUAAUGGUAAUUAUCUUUGUGACAGCAUACACCUAGAACCAUCAAGUAAGUGUAUUCAAAAACUAGUACAUGGACAUCAUUCCGAUUGUACUUAUGAAAAAGUAUAUUCCGAUGGAAUAAUUAAACGUAUUCAUGAUGCCGUUAUACUCAUUAACAAUGCCACAGUCAGAAUUUCAUCGAGUUGCAACAAUGACACACAAUUUCUCACAGGCUCAUAUAUAAUACAUUUUGAAAAAUGCAACAUCUACAUCAACGGAGAAGAAUUUCCAAACCUGGAAAUAACAAUACCAAACAAAGCAUUUCAACCAACACUGGGGUUAAUAGCAACCGAAACCGACGUCAUCGACAUACCACCAUCAAAAUAUCUAAACAAUCUAACUAUUGAGCAUAGAGAAAUAUUGAAAAAAAUCAAACUAGAGAACAAAUCUUUGUCAUGGAAAGUUAAUUUGUUUGGAUCAAUAAGUGGUUCAAUUGUAUUCAUUGUGUUUAUCGUAAUAGCCGUAUUGAUAAAUAUUUACAGAUAUCAAAGCCUGAGGUUCAUAUUACCAUCUGCAUCAAGGGAAACAACAUAAAGUAAACGAGAGCAUCUAGAAACUUCGAGGACAAAGUCAUUUAAGAGGAGAGGAGUUAACACGACAUCACAGCACCGAAAGCAAAACACCAGCACCGAAACAAUGCAACACCAUUCAUAGCGAAAUAUGCUAUGA